AUGAGAGAACGCAGCCAGCAGAGCCUGGGUGGACACGUCCUGUAUGUAGGGUUGUUCCGACAUCCAGGAAUGCUGCACCGGGCCAAGUACAGCCGAUUCAGGAAUGAUUCAAUAACAUCCCUAGAUGAAGGUACGCCAAACACAUCUUUAAAUAUCAAAGGUUCUUCCUCUUCUUCUCAUUCUUCAACACCUAAUUUACUGACGGAAGAUGUCUCCUUGGGGCCACAGGACACCUGCACCACCCUGUGUGCACUGAUCCCCCGGAUGGCGAACAUUAAACUGGCCAACCCAUCGAAUCUGCCGGGGCUGAAAAGCUUCUGUCUAGGAAUGAAAGAGGUGCCACGAAUUAAACUCACAGAGUGCAUUACCAUCCCGAGCAGCCCAACCUCGCCUGAGAUCAGCUGCCUCUCAGCCUCUUAUCCACAGCCCGACCUGGACAAGCUGGCCCUGACCCCAAAGCUGGCGGGCGACUGUGGUGUGCAGGGGGCUGAGGAGGCCUCUCCUGCGGGCAGGCAGGAGAAGAGCCUCGUGCUGAGCGGUGAAGGUGUGGGGGAGCCGGGAACGACCUACGGCGUGCGGUACAUGGGCUGCAUUGAAGUGCUGCAGUCAAUGAGGUCCCUGGACUUUGGCACACGAACGCAAGUCACCAGGGAAGCAAUAAGCCGCCUGUGUGAAGCUGUUUCAGGUACAAAUGGAGCUAUAAAAAAGCGGAAGCCUCCAGUGAAGUUUCUGUCUUCUGUACUUGGCAAAAGUAACCUUCAGUUUUCUGGCAUGAAUAUAAAGCUGACCAUUUCAACAAGCAGCCUCACUUUGAUGAAUGUUGACACGCAGCAGAUUAUUGCCAACCAUCACAUGCAGUCCAUCUCAUUUGCUUCUGGAGGUGACCCAGAUACAACAGACUAUGUUGCAUAUGUAGCAAAGGAUCCUGUUAAUCAGAGAGCAUGCCACAUACUGGAAUGUCCCAAUGGGAUGGCGCAGGAGGUGAUCAACACCAUAGGGCAGGCUUUUGAGCUCCGGUUCAAACAGUACCUGAAGAAUCCAUCUAGCCUGGUUACAUCUAAUGAAAGUGAGGCAGCAAAUGCUAAUGAAUCAGCUGGGAAUUCACGGGAGAGGGAGGAUCAUGAAUAUUACAACGAAAUUCCAGGGAAAGAGCCUCCCACCGGCGGUGUGUUAGACAUGAGAAUGAAGGUGCAAACAGACCAAAGGGCUAACUGUGUGACACAGAGCAAAAAGCAGUAUUGCUUGACAGGCAGCCCUACAUUCAUCAAUAUAUAUGAAAACUGCCCAGAAGAAAACAAAACUGUGGGUAAUUGUGGUGAAAGAUCACAGAAGACAAAAAAAGAGGCAACGUUUCUGAAGCCUGCCUACAAAACAGAUCUUUUUGAUGAUCCGUGCUACAUCAACACGCAGACCCUGCCGUCCGCAGUCUGUACAGCCCGCGGUACAGCAUCGACACAGAUCCAUGGGAGCCCGCUGCGUCAGGCCAGUAAUAAUAAGCAAGUUUUUAAGAUGAUAGGAAAGCUUGGGACUGCACCAUACCUCAAGGCCAAGGGUUGUCCAAGUGCCACAAGCAGCACAGCUGGACUCUCUGUUCUGCCACAAAUAAAGCAACAGCUAAAGAAUGAAGAUUGUUACCAUGGCAAAUUAAACAGGAAAGCAGCAGAGCGCCUCUUAAUCAACGAUGGAGAUUUUCUGGUGCGAGAGAGCACAACGUCACCUGGUCAGUAUGUUCUCAGUGGACUUCAGGGAGGGCAAGCAAAGCAUCUGCUCUUGGUGGAUCCUGAGGGCAAGGUGAGAACCAAAGACCAUAUAUUUGAUAGUGUGGGUCAUCUUAUUCAGUAUCACAUGGAAAAUAAUUUGCCAAUCAUCUCUUCUGGAAGUGAAGUGAGCUUGAAGCAGCCUGUAAGGAAAGAGAGUAAUGUGGGACCCAUGCAAUAUCACAAAUAAUCCCUUGGAUUGUCCCAAGAGAAUUCAUAUCUGAGAACUGUACCAAGAACUUUCUAUUAUGAAGACAAUUCAAAAAAGUAUAGACUGCACUUCUGCUGCUGUUCCAGAAGAUACCCUUUUGUGUGUGUAUGUAUGAAUAUAUGUAUAUGUGUAUAUCUAUGUAGGUCUAUAGAGAUCAACAAGCAUAGUUAUAUAGAUAUAUAUAGUCUUAAUGAAAUUCCACCUUCAGAGUGUGAGAUUGAUUUGUCAGAAGGUAUUUUAGACAUGCACAAAUGUCACUUUCAAGGUCAUACUGAAUCAGUAACUAUUUAAAAGCACAAUUAAACCUCUACAUGCAAAAGCUCACUUGAACGAACUGCUGGAACAUUAGUAUGUGCCUUUUAGCAUAGAAUUAUUGGAAACCAAUAUUAUUUAUACUGAAUUAGUUUUGGGUGGUUAAACAAACAUGUCUAAGCUUUUAACUAUUUGCCAAAACAAAUACAAUUUGAAUACUACUAAAAUGUCAUUACUUUCGAUAGACACUAACAAUUUAAUUUUGCU
This is a messenger RNA of Pterocles gutturalis (yellow-throated sandgrouse), 2487 nucleotides long. It is a transcript of the gene SHC4, whose product is annotated as SHC (Src homology 2 domain containing) family, member 4. The coding region runs from base 1 to 1947 and encodes 648 amino acids. Gene Ontology annotation, biological process: intracellular signal transduction; cell surface receptor protein tyrosine kinase signaling pathway. Gene Ontology annotation, molecular function: receptor tyrosine kinase binding. Lineage: Eukaryota; Metazoa; Chordata; Aves; Pterocliformes; Pteroclidae. The transcript has 14 exons. The record is from RefSeq and is a predicted model, not a curated record. Gene Ontology annotation, cellular component: plasma membrane.